This is a messenger RNA of Passer domesticus (house sparrow), 3752 nucleotides long. It is a transcript of the gene S1PR1, whose product is annotated as sphingosine-1-phosphate receptor 1. Gene Ontology annotation, molecular function: sphingosine-1-phosphate receptor activity. The record is from RefSeq and is a predicted model, not a curated record. The transcript has 3 exons. Lineage: Eukaryota; Metazoa; Chordata; Aves; Passeriformes; Passeridae. Gene Ontology annotation, biological process: angiogenesis; adenylate cyclase-activating G protein-coupled receptor signaling pathway; regulation of metabolic process. The coding region runs from base 1074 to 2213 and encodes 379 amino acids. Gene Ontology annotation, cellular component: plasma membrane; cytoplasm.
UUGAACCCAUUUGAAUGCAUUAAUUAGGCGUAUUUUUUUCCUUACAGAUUUUGAAAAGUAUCAAUUACUUGAAGGCACAUAAGAGCAUGCUACAAUGCCUGUAAAUCUUGACAAAUGAUUCAAAAUAUGGAAUAUUUGUUCAGAGAUUGCAGCAGAAUAAUGAAUCCAACUUUUUUAUUUCUUCUAGUCAUGAGAAUUUUGGGGGAUUCUGCAGGCCAUUCUUGAUACUUUCUUGGUGACCAAACCUGCACUCUGGUACUGCUUCACAGAUCUGUCAUGACCCAGCACUUCAGAGAGGAAUGGCUCACUUUGUGACCUAAGUUGCAUCAGGAUGAAUAAAAGUAGUUUUAGCUUAUAUGGACAAAGACUUUGGAAAAGAAGAAUGACGUGUUGGAGAAAAAUCCUUUGCUAAUCUCUCUUGCAGGGAUUGUCACUAUCUUUUCAAGAUGGAUAGUGUUCAGACACUCCUCUGAUGCAAUUGUGAGUUGUCCAGCUGCACUGGGAGAGUUGGGUCUGGUGGUGUCAGAGGCCACCAGUCUUUUGAUAUGCAGGCAUUGGGUGGACCCCAGCUUACAGCUUCUUUUCUGACAAGAUCAAAGGAUUUUCCUGCAAGGAAAUUGCUCUGUGACUAGCCAGGUUUCUGCAAUCCCUACCACACUAAGCUCUCGCUGGAAGUUCCACAAGAACUUUGGCUGUCACACAGUCAGUAUUAGUUUGUUGUUGUUCAUGACAUUCCAUAGAAUAUGAGUUUCUGCUCAUCCUGAAAACUACCUGAGAGCAUAUCAGGACCCCUGUGAAAAAUGUGUCUGUCUCUCUAUGCUAGUAGACAUGGUGCAGAACAUUUUUAACCAGUUUAGCCAGGCAGUUCCAGAAUUGAGUUCUCAAAGGAGCCAUGCAUACACUGGAUUUCUGUAGUGGAAGUGGACAAGGCAGUUGGAGAGGGCUGCAGUUUGUGAGGCUGUGCAGCAGCGCCGGGCAGGCUGUGGAGCCAAGGAGUUGCGGGGCUGCCACCGGGUUUGUGGUCGGCGUCACCAUCCGGUGGCCGCUGGGGGAGCAGUCCCCAGCCAGGCACCAUGAACUCCGGCACCACUGCCCCGCAGAAGGUCACCAGCAACCCCACCAACACCGAUGUCAACUAUGUCAUCAAAGAGCAUUAUAAUUACACGGGAAAGCUAAAUGAGAGUGUGGACACUGGAAUUAAAGUGACGUCGGUGGUUUUUAUCAUCAUUUGCUGCUUUAUAAUUUUAGAGAACAUUUUUGUCUUGCUUACCAUCUGGAAAACCAAGAAGUUUCACAGACCCAUGUACUAUUUCAUUGGGAACUUGGCUCUUUCAGACUUGCUGGCUGGUGUGGCUUACACUGCCAACCUCCUGCUAUCUGGACACAAAACCUACAGCCUGACCCCCAACCAGUGGUUUGUAAGAGAAGGCAGCAUGUUUGUUGCUUUGUCAGCUUCUGUGUUCAGCUUGCUGGCCAUUGCCAUUGAGAGAUACAUCACCAUGCUGAAGAUGAAACUCCACAAUGGCAGCAACAGCUUCCGCUCCUUCUUGCUGAUCAGUGCGUGCUGGGUCAUCUCCGCCAUCCUUGGGGGGCUCCCGAUCAUGGGCUGGAACUGCAAGAACCUCUUGUCCAACUGCUCCACCGUGCUGCCUCUCUACCACAAGCACUAUAUUCUCUUUUGCACAACCGUUUUCACUGGCCUUUUGUUAUCUAUUGUGGUCCUCUACUGCAGGAUCUACUCCAUGGUGAGGACUAGGAGCCGCAGGCUGACAUUUCGGAAAAACAUUACCAAAGCUACCAGGAGCUCAGAAAAGUCACUAGCCUUGCUCAAGACAGUGAUCAUAGUCCUGAGUGUCUUCAUUGCCUGCUGGGCUCCUCUGUUCAUCCUCCUUUUACUGGAUGUGGGGUGCAAAGUGAAGACCUGCCCAAUCCUCUAUAAAGCAGAGUAUUUCUUAGUACUGGCCGUGCUCAAUUCAGCCACGAACCCUAUCAUCUACACCUUGACAAACAAAGAGAUGCGGAGGGCUUUCAUCAAGAUUUUGUGCUGCUGCACAUGUCCCCCAGCAGAUUCUGGGACCAAAUUCAAACGGCCAAUCAUUGGGGGGAUGGAGUUCAGCCGGAGUAAGUCUGACAACUCCUCACACCCACAGAAGGAGGACGGUGACCAUCCGGAAACCAUCAUGUCUUCGGGCAAUGUUACCUCAUCUUCUUAGGAGUAACCAUGGGGGUGUAUUUCAGAGUCUUCCUCUGAAAUCAGGGAGCUGGGACGCCUCCUGCUCACAGCAGCAGUGUUGGGCUGAGUGAGCAAGUAGCAUUAGUUCUAAUGAGGCAAACGGUGCACUUGCGAGGCUGGAGUUCAAGAAAUGGGACACAGUGUUCUGGCUUGAAAAUCUUUUUCCCUGGAGCAUGUUUUGUCUUUGCGCUGAGGCAGCUCAGGAUUGUCAGGCGCAUUCAUAUCCUGAAAUCUCCUUAGUAACUCUGAAAGACUGAUGCCUUGGCGAAAUGAUGCCUGGUGUGUGUGAGAGAAAGAGAAAGGGGGAGGAGGGAAAGGGAGAAUGAAUCUUUUUUUUUUUUCCCCUGUGAGAAGAAUGUGAAGUUUUUUCUCUUCACAGCAAACCACUGACACAAAGAUCUUUCUGUACUGAAUUUAGUGGUGGCUCUGGUAUCGUUGGUAAGAAGUGUGUUUGUUUAGUACAUAACAUGGAAGGAGAUCACACAAAUGUAACUUAGACCACAUACAACCAUAAUUGGCAUAAUUUUGCAGAGCUUUUAGUUAAGUCAUAAGGUUUUGUUUGCAGAGUCCAAAGCUCUUGGGGUUUUACUUAGCAAGAUUAUAGCUGUGAAUUUUUGCUGUCAGUCUGUAUUACAUUUGAAGACCAUGAGCUAGAUUCUGCAGUUACUUUCGCCUGUACAAUUCCAUUGACUGCGUCAGAUUUAAUGGAGUAGCUCAGAAGGGCAUUUGGCCCCAUAUUUUGAUUGCCUUUUUAUUCUAUAGCAUUAAAUAAACUGCAUUAUCAUGAAAAAUGCAAGGAAGAACUAAAUAUCAUUUCUCUUCAAGAUGACUUGAAAGUCUACAAAAUAGUAAAAAAUACUAUUGACAACAGUGGGAUUUUUGCCUAAGUAAGAAGAGCUAAAAACUGAAGGGGUAUUUCAGUGUCAGGUUCACGGUCUUUCCAAAAGUAAGGACCAGUUGGAAAAUCAGAAAAGAGUACGUCGGGUUUCAGAAAAAGUAAAAAGAAUGUUGAAGUGAAAUGACUAUAGAUAAAUGCACUUCCAUAACAAAAUGCAAUACAUUUUGGCACAUUUUAUUAAUGUUUAUAAUUUCAGCAAAGAUGUCUGUAUUUUAUCAUGGAAGAAGUACCUGUCGUUAAAUUGAAUGUAUUUGUUUUACAGCAUCAUUUUUACUUCUCUAUUUUUCUAACCUGUGCUAAUGGGGUUGAAUGUGUACAAUGUAAAUAAGAUACAGGAGUCUUCAUGCGCCUAGAGUGUUACUAUAACAAAUGUGGUAUAUCUGGGAUAGCUGAGAGCAAUUGACUUACCUACAGUCAUCAGCAACUCCUAGGACUGGUAUUUUGUAAAGAAAAUGUAUUGCCUUUGUAGUAAAAUUUCCAGUGCAAUUAAACUGUUGGGGUUUUUUUUCUGGUUUAAAAAAUAGUAUUUAAAAUGUUUCUGACUUUUAUUGUUCAAUUUGCACAUAGCUUUAUUGACUUCUAAACAUUAAUAAACUGAUUUUUUAAAUGAGUCUACUAUCA